CAUGGCAUUGCCAGCAAUGACGUUAUUUCCUGGGGGUGGCAGUGUGGGCAUGGUACUGCAGGUCUAGGCGAACAGUGCGCGCGAGUCCUCCAUGGAAACAAGCGAGGAGAAAGGAGGAGCAGUUCGUUUGGAACAAGCCUCUGCGCUGACUCCCCAUUGUACCAACUCAACCGCAUGAAUAAUUCAUUAAACUUGCUAACGCACAUUAAGACAAAGACAUAUUUUAGUCAGAUAGCUAUCAUUUUUUUUUACCGCGUCGGCUCGUGUGGACGUUUAGCCAGCCUCAUAACGAGCCAUGGCGGAGCGAAGUGGCCGGCUGAGCCUCGGUGGAGGGGGACUCAACAGACCCGUGCCUAUGAACCUGUUCGCCACAUGGGAAAUAGAUGGAUCUUCCCCGAGUUGCAUCCCGAGGUUGUGCAGUCUGACUCUGAAGAGGUUGGUGGUUCUGAGGGAGCUGGACAAGGAACUCAUAUCGGUGGUCAUCGCUGUCAAGAUCCAGGGUUCCAAGAGGAUCCUGAGGUCCCAUGAGAUAGUGCUGCCCCCUAGUGGCUCAGUGGAGACUGACCUGGCUCUCACCUUCUCACUGCAGUACCCUCACUUCCUGAAGAGUGAGGGUAACAAGCUCCAGAUCCUGCUGCAGAGGAGGAAGAGAUACAAGAACCGGACUAUCCUGGGAUACAAGACCCUGGCUGUAGGAACCAUCGAUAUGGCUGAGGUGAUGCAGCACCCUACGGAGGGGGGCCAGGUUCUGUCUCUGUACAGUAACCAGAAGGAGAUGCUGGGUAAAGUAGCAGAUAUCUGGAUCUUCUCACUGUCCAGUCAGCCCAUAGACUACGAGGAGGCCGCUCUGCAGGAGGGAACCAAGAUCAAAUGCUCAGAUAACUACUCUGAGGAGGAGUAUGAGAGUUUCUCUUCAGAGCAGGAGGCCAGCGACGACGCUGUUCAGGGUCAGGACCUGGAGGAUGAUGAGUAUGAGGUGAGGAAGCCUAAGAAGCAGAGAAGGUCCAUCGUAAGAACUGCUUCAAUCACCAGGCAGCAGAACUUUAAACAGAGAGUUGUGGCUCUGCUGAAGAGGUUUAGAGUCUCAGACGAGGUGUUGGACUCGGAGCAGGACCCGGCAGAACCCCCUCCAGAGGUAGAGGAGGAUCUGGACCUAGAGAGUCUGGAGUUUGAAAACCCCAGUGACAGUGGACCAGAAGUAGACGAUGACGACAGUGUCCUCAGCACCCCAAAACCCAAGCUCAAGCCAUAUUUCGAGGGCCUUUCUCUCUCCAGUUCUCAGACAGAGAUCGGCAUCCACACCAGCCCGGUGGAACCAGACCCGACUGAGAGCAGCGAGGCCACGUUCCAGGUGGACAGUGUCUCAGAGAAGGGCUCAUAUCAGGAAGGGCAACCAGAGGCAGUGACCCCCACUACAGAGCUGGAGAUGGACAACAUGGACACCUUCCUGGAGAAGCUGCCCCCUACUGGCAAGAUGAAGAAGACCGAGUCCCUCAUCAUCCCUUCCAACAGAUGGCAGGAACCUAAGUUGGCGGGGAGGAGAGGGAGGAGUACAUCCCUAAAGGAGCGCCAGCCCAACAGACCACAGAACGAGAGAGCCAACAGCCUGGAUAACGAACGCUCCCUCGACACACACUGCCAUCUACAGAUCCCCAGGAAGACCGUGUAUGACCAGCUGAACCACAUCCUGGUGUCUGACCACCAGCUACCUGACAGCAUCAUCCUCAUCAACACGUCUGAUUGGCAGGGCCAGUAUCUGUCAGGCGUUCUCCAGAACCAGCACCUCCCGGUGGUGUGUACCUGUACUACAGCAGACAUCCAGGCCGCCUUCAACACCAUCGUCUCACGCAUACAGAGAUUCUGUAACUGUAACAGCCAGACGCCCAUCCCCAUAAAGAUAGCCGUGGCUGGAGCCCAGCACUACCUCGGUGCAGUCCUCAGGCUCUUUGUAGACCACCUCUCUUACAAGACCCCUGAUUGGCUGGGCUACAUGAGGUUCCUCAUCAUACCACUAGGAUCUCACCCAGUCUCCAAGUACCUGGGCACCAUCGACUAUCGAUACAACAGUUUAUUCCAGGACACUGCGUGGAGGGACCUCUUUCACAAGCCCGAUGCUCCAGUCAUAGUGCAGGAGAGUCCAGAUGUGGUUUCCAGGGUAACCCAGUAUAUGGUCGGGGCCAACGGAGUUCACCAGCUCCCCAUCGCUGAGGCCAUGCUCACGUACAAGCAGAAGAGCCCAGACGAGGACUCUUGUCAGAAGUUCAUCCCCUUUAUCGGGAUGGUGAAUGUUGGACUGGUGGAACAGUCAUCGGCAACAUCAGGUGACUCGGACGAUGCAGCUCCCAUGGCGACAGCCAUCCUCUCCUUCACCCCUCCUCAGGUGUCCCCCGCCCUGAAGGAAGCCACGCCCACCCCUCCCUCCUCCCCCUCUGUCAACACAAGCUUCAGCUCAUACAGUUCUCCCCAGGGGGAGCUGAUGGGACUACAGGUGGACUACUGGGUGGCUCCCUCCCCGGCUGACAGGAAGAGAGACGUGGAGAAAAGGGACUCGUCCUCCUCUAAGAACACUCUGAAGUGUACGUUCCGCUCGCUGCAGGUCAGCAGGCUCCCCCAGGCCGGGGCCCAGCCACAGCCCGCCAUGUCCAUGACCGUGGUCAUGAAGGAGAAGAACAAGAAGGUAAUAUUCCUGCCAAAGAAGACUAAAGACAAGGAUGUGGAGUCUAAGAGCCAGGUGAUCGAUGGCAUCAGUCGACUGAUCUGCACUGCCAAGCACCAGCAGACCAUGCUGAGGGUGCUGAUUGACGGCGUGGAGUGGAACGACGUUAAGUUUUUCCAGUUGGCGGCACAGUGGUCGUCGCACGUCAAACAUUUCCCCAUCGGGAUCUUUGGACACAGUAAAGGGCCUUACUGACAAGCGACGCGUUGCCAUAGUAGCGGGCAACCGUUACCAUAGAGACUCAUCUGGAACGGAGGACAACGUCCCCUCCCUCAUGUGCCAAUAGCUUUUAUAAUAGCCGAACCCCCUCCCGCACAUCUUAGACUGGUCCCAGAUCUGUCUGUGCUCUUUCCAACUCCUAUGGUCAAUUGUCAAACCCAACGUUGGCACGGCAGCACAAACAGAUCUGGGACCAGGCAACACACAUCUGCCCACCCCACUGUCUUAAUUUAAGACCCAGAUGUACCUAUUGUUUACACUUCUGUGUUUGUUGUUGUGUUUCUAAAAGUUACCAAGGCGUCGGCUGUCAUAAGGAGAUUUGUUUCUCACCAAGUUUUUAAAAAAUCCUGCUGAUUUUCUAUACACAAAGCCGAGCGGAAACCUAAUUAAAUAAAUAGUUUGAAAAAACUCCUCUAUAACUAGUAACAUUUCGCCCCCCCCCCCCCCCCCCCCCCCCCCCCCCCCCCCCUCUCCCGCUCUUUGCUUUUUUCUAAUGUGGCAAAAAGAUAGAUUGUUUCAAACACUUUGCCAGGCACAAUUUAACAAGUCCUAGUCAUGAUCACUUUGUGACCAAAAGGCCCUGAAACAAUGGAAGAUGGACAACACAUAAAAGAGGAAGUGGUCUGGAUCCUGGACUGAAAUCAUUCUAGAACACCCCGAGUCCUGGGGUGUAUUCAUUAGGAACCAAACAGAAGCAAACAUAACGGGAAAGGAACCUACCUGAAUUUGUCCGAAAUUAAACUAUUUCGUUGCUAAAUGUUUUCCCGUUGCACUGCGGGUUUGCUACACUGUGCACUAAUGAAUACUCCCCUAAGGACAGUGACUCCUGUUGUUGUAGCGGGUCACUGAGACCCUUCUGCACUCAUCGGAAGAAGACUGACAUGUACAAUAGACUUACUGUAGCCUGAAAUACAGACCUGUUCUGUGCUAUUAUUCCACUCUUUUUUUCCUUCCUUUUAAAACUCUGUGUCAUAUGUUUGGCAAUGACAAGGAGUGGAAUGAUGGCACAAACAGACUGGUACCCAGGCUACAAUGUGCUGUAUAUGUCCCGCACAUCCAAUCAAUUAUAUGUAAACACAAAUCAUAAUUGAGAUGGAACUGACCCUGCACUAACUAAUGGUUGGUGCAUCUCUCUCUCUCUCACUUUCCUUUUUCCACCUUCCCUUCUUUUGAAAGGGAGCCGUGGGUGUGCCACCGGCAGACAUAACAUAUCAUCGGUCCCGUCCUCGUACCCUAAAUCUCUUUAUCUCACAGCAACCACACGUCUUCUAGGCGGAAUACUAGACAGACUGCAGCUCACUCAUUACCUGCUACCAGAGCCCACGUGUGUCGCUAGAGAGUUUGGGAACGUUGUCGUUUCUGCCGUUGGUGCGUUUUACACGACACGUCAACGGUCUAUAGCGGCCAUGUUAGCUCCCCCGUUUAACGGUACACAUAUAGCAGCCAUGUUAGCUCCCCCGUUUAACGGUACACAUAUAGCAGCCAUGUUAGCUCCCCCGUUUAACGUUACACAUAUAGCAGCCAUGUUAGCUCCUCCGUUUAACGGUACACAUAUA
Molecule: messenger RNA, 4491 nt
Organism: Oncorhynchus mykiss (rainbow trout)
Lineage: Eukaryota; Metazoa; Chordata; Actinopteri; Salmoniformes; Salmonidae
Product: phosphofurin acidic cluster sorting protein 2
Biological process (GO): protein localization to plasma membrane
Molecular function (GO): transmembrane transporter binding
Source: RefSeq, a predicted model, not a curated record